AUGUCUGUGUGUCCGUCCAUCACCUUAAAGGACCUUAGGAAAGGGACAGACACGGAAGUGCUGGGUCCGGCCGUGGCGGCUCUGUCUGGACCCGGAGCCCUGGCGGGACUUUGCCCUCUUUCCCCCACCUGUGCCCGGAGGCAGCCGGGAAGGGCACAAACAGGAAGUCCCCCCACCUCCGGGCUCCACCCCCUGAAGGACCCCCGUGUGGCCCCAGCAGAGAGCCCGCAGCCAGAGGGAAUGGCCCCCGGGACCCCGAGGCCCCCCUCCCAGGGAUCAAUAACGUUCAAGGAUGUGGCUGUGGACUUCACCCAGGAGGAGUGGAGCCUGUUGGACCCCUCUCAGAAAGAGCUGUACCUGGAGGUCAUGCUGGAGAAUGUGCAGAAUGUACUCUCUAAACCUUAUAAAUGUACACAAUGUGGAAAGGCUUUUACACAGAGGAGUCAUCUUGAUGUACAUCAGAGAUUCCACACUGGAGAAAAACCUUAUGAAUGUACACACUGUGGAAAGGCAUUCACAGCGAAGAACAAUCUUGCUAAGCAUCAGAGAAUCCACACUGGAGAGAAACCUUAUGGAUGUAGACAAUGUGGAAAGGCUUUUACAGAGAGAGGCUCUCUUGCUGCACAUCAGAGAAUCCACACUGGAGAGAAACCGUAUGAAUGUACACAAUGUGGAAAGGCUUUCACACAGAGGAGUCAUCUUGCUGCACAUCAGAGAAUCCACACUGGAGAGAAACCUUAUGAAUGUACACACUGUGGAAAGGCUUUCACACUGAGAGGCCAUCUUGCUGCACAUCAGAGAAUCCACACUGGAGAGAAACCUUAUGGAUGUAAACAAUGUGGAAUGGCUUUCACAUACUGGAUGAGUCUUGCUAUACAUCAGAGAAUCCACACUGGAGAGAAACCUUAUGAAUGUAAACACUGUGGAAAGGCUUUCACACUGAGGGAACAUCUUUCCAUUCAUCAGACAAUCCACAUUGGGGAGAAACCUUUAGAAUGUAAACAGUGUGGAAAGGCUUUUGCUGAGAGGGUCUCUCUUGCUAAACAUCAGAGAAUCCACAUUGGAGAGAAACCUUAUGCAUGUAAACAAUGUGGAAAGGCUUUCACACGGAAGUGCCAUCUUGCCAGACAUCAGACAGUCCACCCUGGAGAGAAACUUUAGGAAUUUAAACAAUGUGGAAAGGCUUUCACGGAGAGGGACAAUGUUGCUGGACAUCAGAGAAUCCACACUGGAGACAGACCUUAUUAAUGUAUGCAAUGUGGAAAGACUUUCAUAUUGAGAAGUCAUCUUGCUAAGCAUCAGAGCAUCCACAUUGGAGAUAAACUUUAUGAAUGAGAUCAAUUUGGAUAGACUUUCACAUAAAGCUCCACAUUUGUUUUUAUGUCAGAAAAUCUCUGGAGAGAAAACUCAUGAGUGAGAUUGAGCUUACAAUUGCCAUUUUUAGAUAUUUAACUGUGAUUAAUUUUUGUACCUUAAAACUCGAGUUCCCAGUAUCCCAUGUUCCUUCUCACAUUAUGUGCUGACGUAAGGAAGAUAUAAAUUUGGUGUAGCCCUACCUCUCUUUCGGUGAUAGCAUGCUGUGGAGGUGAGGUAAGAAAGAGGCAGGAGAACUUGCUCAUGUGGUUUUAAUUUUGUUGGGUAAUUGGUUUUUUUUUACUUUUAUUUCCUUUUUAUUCCGUCUACCUCAAGGUGAU
This is a messenger RNA of Gracilinanus agilis (Agile Gracile Mouse Opossum), 1694 nucleotides long. RefSeq names its product zinc finger protein 239-like. Gene Ontology annotation, biological process: regulation of transcription by RNA polymerase II. The transcript is spliced from 4 exons. Gene Ontology annotation, molecular function: DNA-binding transcription factor activity; RNA polymerase II cis-regulatory region sequence-specific DNA binding. Bases 1 to 1161 code for a protein of 386 amino acids. The record is from RefSeq and is a predicted model, not a curated record. NCBI's taxonomy places the organism in Eukaryota, Metazoa, Chordata, Mammalia, Didelphimorphia, Didelphidae.